ACAAUCAAGAUGAUGUUUACGGUUACUAGGCAACCUCAAGACUGAAAUAAAGUUUCCGAUUUAUAGCUAGCUCUAGCAACUUUCGCUACUUCGUAGCCUUACGCCUGGGGUCACCCAGCUACAAAUUCGCAGAGCUAAAACGGGACGUUUUGGUCUGGGUUUGGUUUUUGAUCUACUGUUACAAAGUCUAGACAACAACACGACGAUGGCGGGUAAACAUGAGAAGCCUACAGUGGAUAUCGUCCAUCAAAACUCAAUUCAUAUCGAAACCAUCAAGAAAGAGCAGAGAUGCCAGAAGCUGUACACACGAUUUAGCAUCAACCCGUUCAAGAAACUCCACGUUAUGACUGACAAGCCCAUGUCCAAGAACACGCACGAGGAGGUGGAAGAGGACCCUGCCUUUCUGAAGGCCAUUCACGAUGCGUGCUUGGAACCAACCAAGAAAUACCCUCAGCCCCAGACUGAGAGCCAAGAGAUCGGAUGGAUAUCCAAGCCUCUGAUUGCUGCAGACCGCAGUGAUCGAAGGCUGAACUUUUCACGUCAGAACACGGAAAUCACCAAGUACAUGGAUGCGGCAUGGCGUCUGAAGGAGCAGACCCAGAAUUUGAGCUAGAUGUCAUCUGACAGCUAUCACACACACUUGUGCUAACUUUAUUAGUUAGUCAACAUAAAUGGAGAAAUAUCAGAGAAUACAUGUCUAUGAAGCAUGUUUGAUGAUUAAAGGAAAGGAAAAAUCAAUGUUCAGAAACAUUGAGGCUUGAUUAGGGAACACUUUAUCAAAGGAGAUGCAGGUGCAAAUCACGGGCACCAGGUGUAGAUGUUCAUGUUGCCAUGUGUGA
Molecule: messenger RNA, 839 nt
Organism: Osmerus eperlanus (European smelt)
Lineage: Eukaryota; Metazoa; Chordata; Actinopteri; Osmeriformes; Osmeridae
Gene: cfap144
Product: cilia and flagella associated protein 144
Exons: 4
Coding region: 206-613 (135 amino acids)
Cellular component (GO): ciliary base
Source: RefSeq, a predicted model, not a curated record